Messenger RNA from Drosophila takahashii, 1339 nucleotides. NCBI's taxonomy places the organism in Eukaryota, Metazoa, Arthropoda, Insecta, Diptera, Drosophilidae. The record is from RefSeq and is a predicted model, not a curated record.
UUCUGUUAUGCAUAACAUAGCUCUCUGUAACUUUUUAGUUGUUUACCUCGAUUAGUUUUUAUUUAUUAAUUUAAAAUGGCAGCUUUGCUGCUUUUGCGCGCCUGCAGAAGGCCAGCAAUAGCUGGCGCCUAUAACUACACCUACCCAGGAACAGCGACUGCCAACCACCGCCAGGCGUCCACAGAAGCGGCGGCCACUGCAAGUGAACAAUUGGCAAAUGCCGGUGGUUUGGUGGGCUUCUGGCAGACUUUGUCCAAUAGCACGCCGGUGGCCCACAUGCAGGAUGUCCUCAUCAAGAUCCACGACUACAGCGGCCUGCCCUGGUGGGCAUCCAUUGUGCUGUCCACAUUCCUCUUCCGCAGCGUCGUCACCCUGCCACUGACCAUUUACCAGCACAAGAUCACCGCCAGGAUCGAGAAAAUAGCCCUGGAGAUGCCCGCCAUAGUAGAGGAGCUGAAAAAAGAGGCGGCCAUGGCCAAGCAGAAGUUCAAGUGGAGCGACCAGCAGACGCAGAUCGUUUACCGGCGUUCGAUCAAGAAGCAGUGGCAGAACCUGAUAGUCCGGGACAACUGCCAUCCCAUGAAGACCAUGAUUGUGCUCUGGGGUCAGAUUCCCCUGUGGAUCUUCCAGUCGGUUGCUCUCCGCAAUUUAGUGUACAUGCUGCCGGAUCCCCUGUCCAUUCAGGCUCAAAUCGUGACCACCGAAAUGACCAUUGGCGGUUUUGGUUGGAUACCCAACCUCACAGUGGUGGAUAGCUCCUACAUCCUGCCCGUAACGCUGGGACUCAUCAAUUUGGCCAUCAUCGAGGUGCAGGCCAUGUCCCGGACGCGUCCUCCCACUCGUUUGCAGGGCAUAGCCAACAAUGUGUUCCGCGGCCUAAGUGUUGUGAUGGUGCCAGUUGCCUGCACCGUUCCCUCAGCCUUAUGUGUUUACUGGGUAGCGUCCAGCAGCUUUGGCCUUGCUCAAAAUCUGCUCAUGCUCUCACCGGAAAUCCGACGAUCUGUGGGAAUUCCCAAAACGCAAACGGAACUCAGCCAGCCGUACGAUUUGCUCUGGCUGAAAAUACAGCAGAGGCUAAGACUCGUCGAAAGGCCACCGGCUGAUAAGCCGGCAGCCAAAUGAUCUAGUCCCCUAGUCAUAGCCACCUAGUCUAAUUUAGGUAAGACGUUGAGUUUGUUUUACUGUUUUGUAUAAAUAUAUACAUAGACAAGCCCUAAAUGCGACUGCGCCACUGUAAAUCAUCAUCAUCAUCAUCCUAAGGCUGCAUCAUCUCAAUUCACAAGAAACAAAUAAACGAGUGAAAAUCCCCAAAAGAGAAGAUAAGGCAGCGAGAAAGGUC